GGGGAGCGGAGCACACGCGUGAGCGGCGGCUCCUGCGGCCCGGCGGUAGCGGCGGCGGGCGCCUUUCGGCUCGGCAGGAGCCGCGGCGGAGCGGAGCAUGUCGGUGGCGACCGGGGGCAGCGAGGCGGCGGCGGCAGCGGGCGGAGGCGGCGGGAACCGCGUCUUCUUCCAGAGCCCCCGCGGCGGCGGGAGCGGCGGCUCCUCCGGCAGCUCCUCCCGGGAGGACUCGGUGUCGGCAGCGGCGGCCGUGGUGCAGGUCCAGCAGCGGCGCCACCAGCAGGGGAAAGUGACGGUGAAAUACGAUCGGAAGGAGCUGCGGAAGCGGCUGGUGCUGGAGGAGUGGAUCGUGGAGCAGCUGGGGCAGCUCUACGGCUGCGAGGAAGAAGAAAUGCCAGAGGUAGAAAUUGACAUUGAUGACCUUCUUGAUGCAGCCAAUGAAGAGGAGAGAGCUCUCAAAUUGCAGGAAACUCUUGUAGAUUGCUACAAACCAACAGAGGAAUUUAUCAAAGAGCUGCUAACUCGGAUAAGAGGAAUGAGGAAACUCAGUCCCCCUCAAAAGAAGAGUAUAUAAAUAACUCCAAGUAAUAGCACUCUGUAAAAGACAUGGCAAGGGAAAUGGGACUUUGAAUACAAGACCUUUAUUAAAAUAAUUGUCUUUCUCCACAACUUUUUUGAUUUUAUUCAGUUUUGACUCAAGGAAUUUUUUUGUGUGUUUUAAGGGUUCUUUUUUUAAGUGUCAAUUUUUUUUUAUCAAAACUAUCAACAAUUUGGAUGCUGCUCAACUUUCACCUGAGGAAUACUGAAGCAAGUGAAGAAUCCAAGAGUUAGUGAUGAGGGGUAGCAAGCCUAUGUGGUGAGCCAGAAGAUCUUGUAAAUUUACAGAGCUAGGAGACUUCUCCUUGCAGCUGUAGUUGGAUAAUGUUUCUUAAGUUGGUUGUACAUUUAACUCAUGGAUGUCAAGUUUCUUGUGCUUGUCUGUACAUAAAUUUUCAAGUGGGUUGUGAAUACUGUUUCACAUGGAUGGAAGGAGAAGUUUGUUAUAGUAAAUUAUUUAAAUGGUGGUUAUUGCAAAUUUGCUACCAAAAGGUACCAAUUUAGAUUACUAAAAUGAAUACUGCCAUUUUUCUAAGUACCCUUAAGCAGUCCAGUGAAGAAUCUCAUCAUAUCUCCUUGUUUAAACCACAGCAUAUGAAAAUUGGGAAUUUUAAGGGCUUAAUUUUUAGACUUAAAAGUUAUUUGAUUGACUUUGAUGCUUUGCCAGGAUCACUUCCUCUCCACCUCAUGGUGUUUUGGAGCUGUCCUAACCUAUGCUGAAUAUGGGCCUGGAGUGAUAUCUAGAGAAAUUUCCAUCACCAUUUAAAAGCUGAUUCAUGCUGGAGGAAAGGCAGUGAUACCAAAUGAAUUGCAAGUACUGUAUUACAUUGGAUGAUGUGGUCUUAAUCAAAUGCAGAUUCCUCUCCUAUAAAGGUUAGGCAAAGAGUAAUACAGCCUUUGUUUAUGGCUUUGCCCUGAGAAGUGGGAGCCUUCUUAACUUGGGCUCUCUUACUUGUAAGAGCAAGAACAGAGAUCCCUGCUCCCUUCUGGAAAAUGUCCUAACUAGAAUGUUUGAUAAGCUACCAUUUACUGGUAGGUGACAUUAGUCAGGCAUUUUAUAUCAAGGGUGCUCUGAACAUAUUUUAUUUUUCAAGAGAAGUACAUGUUUGUGAAUUUUAUGUAUACUGGCAAGCUUUUUUAAUGUAUUUAAUUUUGUAAUGUUUACUGAUGAUUUUAUUUACCAGAUAAUUACUCAAAUAAA
Molecule: messenger RNA, 1795 nt
Organism: Cinclus cinclus
Lineage: Eukaryota; Metazoa; Chordata; Aves; Passeriformes; Cinclidae
Gene: PPP1R14C
Product: protein phosphatase 1 regulatory inhibitor subunit 14C
Exons: 4
Coding region: 98-571 (157 amino acids)
Biological process (GO): regulation of phosphorylation
Cellular component (GO): cytoplasm
Molecular function (GO): protein serine/threonine phosphatase inhibitor activity
Source: RefSeq, a predicted model, not a curated record